AUGACCAAACCCACUGGCUUUAAAGAAUCAUCUAUCCCUAUCCCACCACCAUUAACCAUGGAACUACAAGACAAUAGACCCCCUUUAUACUCUUUGGAAAGUGAUAUGGAUCUGAUAAACGCCAAUAACCAACCCCCAAUCAGUCCAACACUAUUACAAGUUGACUUAAAAUUAAUCUGGUCUUUUAGGAAAGUCAUCUUUCUAAGUUUGUUAAUCUCAUUCUCUGGAUUCUUAUUCGGUUAUGACACUGGUGUAAUUGGUGGUAUCAUCAAUAUGAAAUCAUUUCUCCACAGAUUAGGCCAUUUACAUUAUAAUGAAUCAACAGACACCAUGGAAUACUAUCUAGAAAGUUAUAAAACUGGGUUAUUAGUCUCAAGUUAUCAUAUCGGUUGUAUCACUGGUGGUUUCACAAUUGCAAGAUUAGCUGAUACACUAGGUAGAAAAUUACCAUUAUUAAUAUCAAUGAUGGUUUAUAUCAUUGGGAUAAUAAUUCAAAUAACUUCACAAUUAUCAGGGAAAUGGUAUCAAUUCCUAAUAGGAAGAGCAACUAGUGGAUUAUGUAUUGGAAGUGUUGCUGUAUUAGCUCCAAUGUUUAUUUCUGAAACUGCCCCAACUGUGAUUAGAGGAAGUUGUACCACGUUAUAUCAAUUAAGUAUCUGCAUUGCCAUAUUAACUGGUAGUAUAGUGGUUUAUGCUUGUAAAGAGAUGUAUAAUAAUCAAGCUGAAUGGAUCAUACCUCUAAGUAUUGGAAUUGGUGCUGCGUUAGCUGUUUGUUUGGGGAUAAUUUCCACACCGGAAAGUGCAAGAUAUUUAAUUAGUAUUGGAGAAUAUGAAAAAGCUAGAAUUUCAUUGAAAAAAGUGGAAGAUCCUGAUAUAGAGGGAACUUUACAAAUUUUACUAGAAAAAUUAAGUAUUGAACAUAAUGCUUCAAAAAUCCCAUUUUGGGAAAUUUUUAAAAAAAAUAUUUGAAAAGAAUUAUUGUUGGUGUAUGUUUAAUGACUUUCCAACAAAUGUCUGGUAUUGAUUAUUUUUUCUAUUAUGGUACAACUCUAUUCAAAUUUGCUGGGAUUAAUGAUUCUUAUAUAACUUCAAUCAUUUUAGCUACUGUUAAUUUAAUAAUCACAAUCCCUGGUGUUUAUGUUAUUGAAAAAUUUGGCAGGAAAAAAUCUUUAUUAUUAGGUUCAUUUGGUGGUACAAUUUCAUUAUUUAUUUAUUCAAUCGUGG
Hansenula anomala is the source of this 1224-nucleotide messenger RNA. RefSeq lists its product as uncharacterized. Gene Ontology annotation, biological process: carbohydrate transport; transmembrane transport. Lineage: Eukaryota; Fungi; Ascomycota; Saccharomycetes; Phaffomycetales; Wickerhamomycetaceae. Gene Ontology annotation, cellular component: plasma membrane. The record is from RefSeq and is a predicted model, not a curated record. The coding region runs from base 1 to 969 and encodes 322 amino acids. The transcript has a single exon. Gene Ontology annotation, molecular function: carbohydrate:proton symporter activity.